Molecule: messenger RNA, 792 nt
Organism: Microthlaspi erraticum
Lineage: Eukaryota; Viridiplantae; Streptophyta; Magnoliopsida; Brassicales; Brassicaceae
Source: the annotation of a GenBank genome assembly
AUGGACACUCACCUUUUGGUUUGGAAUCCACUAUCGGAAGAGAAACGAUGGGUUAAAUGCGACUGUCAUCAGUUUAGCGAGUUUGAUGAUGCUUACAGCCUUGGAUACGUGAACAACCAUUGUGAUUACAGGAUCUUACGGUUUCGUUGUCCUACUAAUUUUCGAAGAGCCAAACCCGCAAGAGUUGAGGUCUACGAAUUCGCAUCUAACACAUGGAAAUCUAUAGAUAUCGUUUUUGAUUGGAUCCUUAGAUCACCGUUGUUGCUGCUGUCUUUGCACGGAACCCCUUAUUGCAUUGGUCUUCGAGAACAAGACACCAAAGCUUUCUUGCAAAGCUUUGAUUUUUCGAAAGAAAAGUUUCAACCAAUAGACAAGUUACCGUUUACGUAUGAUCAGUCUAAUCCUCUAGGGCUAGAGAUUUUAAGAGAUCGGGUUUCCGUGUUAGAGCAAUGUCGUGAAACGAGGAAGAUAUGCGUAUGGGUGAAGCAUUCGCUGAUGACACCCUCUUGGAGCAGAUUGUUGGUCGUUGAUAUACCAAACUUCCCGCUGUUACAUCUACCUACUAGUCGCUUUGCCACAAAUUAUCAUCUUGACAACAACGGUAGGCUCCUCGUAACAGUGGCUGAAUACAGAUCUAUUAGCAUUUGCAGAGUCAUCGGCGAGAGUCAGUUCCAAACAAUGGAAGCAGGUACGAGUCGUCAAUCAUCAUGCAACUAUGUUCCUAGUUUAGUUAAGCCGCCACCAUUUCCGAAGCAAGACACAAGUUGGAUUCGAUGGAGAAGAAAUAAAUAG